Caenorhabditis angaria is the source of this 1853-nucleotide messenger RNA. Lineage: Eukaryota; Metazoa; Nematoda; Chromadorea; Rhabditida; Rhabditidae. The record is from the annotation of a GenBank genome assembly.
AUGGCUAUACCAAAUCAGCUUCUCAUUUGUACAGCCAUUAAAGUGGUGAUUGUGGUAAGUUUGGAACCUCGGAAAAUUUUUAAAUUGAAAAAAAAUUCUGAUAGGAUUUUAGAAUCUGAAUUUUUGAAGAGAUUAGAAAAAAAAUACAUUUUGAAAUAUCUAAUUCAGGUUUCAAAAUGAUUUUUAUCCAGAAAUGUCACAAAAAUCUGAUCGUAGAGAUUUUAGAAUCUGAAUUUCUAUUAAAAAAUUUUCUCUGGGAACACAUCUCACUACAGUAACCUCCAAAAAUUUUUCCUAUUGUAGUAAAAAUUUUAGAAAAACUUUUAAUCUACCAGAAGUGUAACAGUUUUCGAUUACUGUAAUUUUAUUUAUAUCUAAAGAAGAUUUCAAAAAACAUGCAAAACUACAGUAAUCCUUGGGUUUUUUCUAUUUUUCAUAAGGUUCAUUGUAAUUGAAACUUCCUACAGUAGUCCUAAUUUUUUUUUGGAAUUCUUCUAUCCACUUUAAAUUUCAGUGGUUUUGGAAUUUUCAUUUUUCAUUCCAGGUUUCAAAUUUUUGGAUAUACUAGAAAUUCAACAACUGCUUUUAAUCACUAUCCCAUUUUCUAAAAAUUUGGAAAAAUUCAAAACUACAGUAACAAUUAUCUACUGUAUGUACGUUUUCUGUGAAUUAAAUAAUGUUCCUUUAUUUUUUCAGCUUCCACCGGAAUAUUUUUCCAAUAGUUUUCUCCGGUUACUGUAGUUAUUUUUACGAUUUCCCAAAAAAAAUAAUCAUCGUUUUUAAUAUUCCCAUCCAUUUUAUUUGUAUGUAAAAAUAGAAAGAUCGAUAGGCAAAAAUUGUAAAAUUCCUUUUCUUAUCAAUUUUGGUGUACAGUCAGUCACAAAACAAAUAUUGACAUUGUCCGUAUUCGAAAAAUAUUACAACUAAGCAGGCAGGAAAUCCAGAAAAUUUACAUGUUUAACAUGAGUACAAGUGUCUGGGGUCAACGAAACAAAAAUUUGAAAGGAAACUCACUAAACACACUUAUUUUUUCAGCUUCUCACAAUCGUCACAUUGAUUCUUUUGGAUCCAGCAUAUGUAACAACCUAUAUCUCAAUCAAUUAUGAUAUUGUUAUUAUUUAUCUCGUCUCAGCUUUAACUCUUCUUUAUUGUAUUGUCUCAGUUGUUAUGUAUUUCCUUCUUUCAAAACGUGGCGAAGAUACUCCACUCACUAAUUGUGCACUUUCGGUAAGUUAUUAUUCAAAUUGGUUUUGUUUGUUCAAGUUGAAGAAUUAGGAAAACAAGAGGAAACAAGAUAGAUUAUCUUUCGGACAUAACAAAUAAUCAAAUAAAUGAGGAAAAGCUUAGUAAACAAAAAUCAAUAGUAUUUAGAAUUUUCAAAACUUUUUCUUUUCAAAAGUUCAUCUAAAUCUCUCACUAUAACGUUGAAUUACGUCAAUUUUACGUAGUCCCUCACCCCUAAAACUCUCAAAAAUGCAAAAAAAAAUUAUGCCUUGACUUAGAUUCUCCCGAAGUCUUAGUUACUCUAACUAUCAUAAAACAACAAAUGCUCACUUUGUCACAAUAAUACAAAUAUUAGUCACCACAACAUUUCACAAUUGUUACAGGAAGUUAUCUUUGCAACAGCUGGAAUCAUGGGAUGGUUGAUCAUUAUUGGAAUUGGCGGCACAAUCUCUCAAAGAACAAUCAUUGAAACUGGCGAAAGAUUUGGAUGGAUCGGAGCUAUGGCUGGACUCAACACUGGAUGUUUCUUGGGAAUCGCUGCCAUUUUUGCUUUGAAUGUUAUCAAUGAGAAAAUUCUUCAACGACGCAAUCGUUUCAACAAAUACGACAGAGGUUAUAAUGUUCGCUAA